Messenger RNA from Cornus florida, 450 nucleotides. RefSeq names its product 18.1 kDa class I heat shock protein-like. Lineage: Eukaryota; Viridiplantae; Streptophyta; Magnoliopsida; Cornales; Cornaceae. The record is from RefSeq and is a predicted model, not a curated record. The transcript has 2 exons. Gene Ontology annotation, biological process: protein complex oligomerization; response to heat; response to salt stress. Bases 1 to 450 code for a protein of 149 amino acids.
AUGUCUAUAAUUCCAAGCAUCUUCUCCGCAUUGGUGAACACUCGCGUUGAUUGGAAGGAGACACCAGAGGCACAUGUGUUCAAGGCAGACCUUCCAGGGAUCAAGAAAGACGAAGUAAAGGUCGAAAUCGAAGACGAUAGGGUCUUACAGAUCAGCGGAGAGAGGAAUGUGGAGGAGGAGGACAAGAAUGACAGGUGGCAUAGGGUGGAGCACAGCGGCGGCAAGUUCAUGAGGAGGUUCCGGCUACCGGAAAAUGUCAGGACCGAUCAAAUCAUGGCUUCCAUGGAAAAUGGAAUACUCGCCGUUACUGUUCCCAAGGAGGAAUGUAAGAAAGCUGAGGAAAAGUCUUUGUUAGUGUUCUGUACUAGUGGGGGUAAUAAGUUUCAUGUAGUAAUAGUCUUUUUGGCACUGUUAUUUUUGAGUUCACGUGAAUUUGAGUUUCAUUUGUAA